GAUGUAUUUUCAAAGAGAAGAGCAUUCCUUUGUUGUGGUUCACCAUGCCUGCACUGGAUCACUAUAAAAGCCCCAGCGCAGAAGGCGACAUUCAUUCUCCAGAACCUCACCUUCAGCAUCACACCAAGUCCUAAAUCCCAGACACAAUGAGCUACUAUUACGGCAACUACUAUGGUGGCCUUGGCUAUGGCCUUGGUGGCUUCAGUGGCCUGGGCAAUGGCUAUGGUUCCAACUAUGGCCUUGGGGGCUAUGGUGGCUACAGUGGCUAUGGUAGCUACGGUGGCUAUGGCGGCUAUGGAGGCUAUGGCUAUUUCCGUCCCUCUUUCUACGGCAGAUACUGGUCCUCUGGAUUUUACUGAGAACAUGGCCCUCUGCAUCAUCUAUUCUGAUCCAGAAUCAGAUUACUCAACCUGGACACUCAUUGCACUGUGCUGAAGAUUUCUCAUUUCUUCAUUUUGUGAUAUUUCUUGGCAUGUUACUGCAAUAAACAUCUAGUGUGAGCAUUUGCAUAUUGUAUCAUUGAUGUUUUCCUGAUUGAUGUUUUUCAUUCCAAAUUUUGGUAUAUGGUAUAAAGUACUUCUUUGGUAAAGGUGCCCUCCAUUGUGAGAUUGUAAGUGUAUCAAUUUAUAU
Messenger RNA from Acomys russatus (golden spiny mouse), 630 nucleotides. RefSeq names its product keratin-associated protein 19-9b-like. The transcript has a single exon. The record is from RefSeq and is a predicted model, not a curated record. Bases 147 to 359 code for a protein of 70 amino acids. Lineage: Eukaryota; Metazoa; Chordata; Mammalia; Rodentia; Muridae.